GCGCCCAUCAGUGAGGGUUUUUACAGGUAAGUGGGUUUGUGGAAGGAGUUACAGGUGCCUCUGGGCUGCGUGCACUGAAGUUAAGGUUACUUUGUGGUACUUGUCAGGUAUGCUAUGUGACUCAUCUUCUUUCCCUGAGGCGGUGGCCUCUUUUAGAGACGGCUAUGCAAAUCUGUGGCAAAUGAGUUUGGGAAGACAUCAAAGGUCUGUCUUCCUUUUUUCCUUUUGGAUGAUGCGGUAGAGAGCUGACUGAAUUUCUUCCUUCUUUCCUCCCUGCCAAAAGACAGCUUUGCCAUGGUGGUAUCUGCAACCUUAAAUACACUGAAUAAAAUGCUAAAUAUUCUAAAGCCUAUUUCAUCCUUUUCUAUAGGAGUUCUAGUAUUUUCUCUUCUCCCCUACCUUUCACUUUUGAUAGUAUUUUGGCUUUCAUCUCCUUCCCCCCAUCCCCUUCUGGACAGCUGUAAGCGGUAAUCUGUGAGUGGCAGACUUACUCUGCUGCCCGAGUUUGAACCUCCAGCUUCCCUAAACCUGUCACUCUGCAUACGCUCUGGGAAGCUCUUUGUGGUAGUGUGUUGGUGGAGAAAAACAUAUGCAGUGCAUGAUGUCCAGGUUACUAGGACUGAGCAAGUUGAUGCUUGCCCUGUAGAGUACAUAGGGUUUAAGUAGUUCUGGUGUGCUCUGGACUGCCAAGUGACUGCUUUGUGAUUAUUUAAGGCAGGAGUUCCCAACUCUGAUUAGAAAUGGGCUAUUGAGGCCUUCAGUCUCUUACUGCCUUCUCUUAGCUUCUCUGUACUCCACUUCCUUUUGGUUUGCUGACUGGCAAAGAGACAGUGCCUACUUGUAGUUGCUCAAAAUGCUCAAAAUCUCUGCUCCUCUCUUCCUACCAGCAAUACAUGUUUUUCAAGCCUUUUUAAAAAAGUCUCCUGAACUGGGAUUUCAGGCAGUUGAUCUGUGCAGCUCCCUGCUGCUUUAUAGCUUGUCGUAAAACUCCAUCCUCUGCUCCUCCAGAUAUGGAGUGCAAUGAAUGCAUCUCCCUUGUGCAUUGCACUGCAGCACGCAGAAGACAGAGGCAGGUUGUAGAUGCAAAAGAAGGGGCUAUCAGUUGUAUCCUUUCCUCCUUCCUGUGCAUCAGUUGCAACCUUUCUUCCUCCAUUUCAUAAACGGAGUGGGAGAAGCUUCCUUUUGACAAAGGUGGUACAUGACAGAUAGUUUGGUAGAUGCUGAAGAUGCCCACGUAGCUUGGUGGGUAGAAGAUAGCUCCAGAAUGUGCAUUCACAAUCAUCUGGGCUCAAUGUAAAGAAUUUACUGUUCUGCCUCCAGUUUUCUUAUAACAAUGGAAAUGGUAUUCUUCACUUGAGCUUGGUUUGGGUCGUAACUGUGUUAACGCGUGUGAAGCCUGCUAUUCAGAAAAGCUAAAGUCCUACAAAUGAUGGAAUUGUCAAGUGGCAGUUCUGAACAACCCUUUCUAGAUUAUAUAUUGUUUGUGAUGGGGAUUUCCCAUUAGCGUGAUUUUAGUUUUUAAAAAUGCGAAAACAAAUAGCAACAUAGCAGGUUACACUUGGGAGCUCUCCAUUUUUAGGGUUGUAGAGUCCCAAACUCACUAGUUUGGGAAUGAAAGUAGCACAAAAGGCUUCUUGAAGGAGUUUCAAAGCUAGUAUUGAGUGGGUAAAGUAGUGGCGUUUAUAUCUUCUAAGGAAACUUUUACAUAGCAGAUAAUAGACUGCAGGAUACCUGCCAUCUCCACUGAAAGUUUCUUGUAGUAACCUAGGCAAUUUUUGCCCUUUCGGCAUCUGAUAGCUUUGAAAGAAUAAUAUAUGGCGUAAUUACUGAAGGAUUCUGUCGGUAUGGACUUGGAACAGAGGCCUCAGUGUUUGCAUAAGCAAAGGAAUGAAGUUUGGGCUGAAUUGCACAGAAAAAUUUGUUCCAUGUCAAGAAAACUGCUUGAUUUCUUUGGAUAAGGUUUAAAAGACCUUUUUUUUGGUUUUCCCCAAUGUGUUUCAACACCUUCUUCCAGCUGCUUGAAAGGGGCUUUAAGAAACAUAUUUUUAAAAGAGCAGGGAAUAAGUAGUGUUACACUAAUGGGUUUUUUAAAGGUUCUUCUCAGAUCAAAGGUACAGUUAAUAUUUUGUUUUCAAAGCAAAUGAAAGCAGGAGUAGAUUCACAAAUAUUUUCCAGAUGGAAGAAACUUAAAUGCAUUUUUCCAGUGCAGUUAGAAACCACUCAGAUCCUAGACUUCUACCUUGCAAACUGUAAGGGCAGGCUUUGUUCUACUGAUAUCUGUUCAGCAACAUCAUCCCAGGGUGAUGCCUCCCCUCUGCUGCUGACCCCUCUAAUAUUGGGCAAUUUGCCUCCUUCCUCCUCUGUGUUCUCCUUCCCAGCCCUGACAUGUCUAGAGCCUGCAUUGCAGGCUCUUGCGGUCCUAUCUCCUAGUGUAUCAUUAGAGCUUUUAGCAUAACAAAGCUCUGAUGUCAGUCAAGGCCUUGCAGUGAUAAAGUUAAUCUUUCAGCUGACUACUUUGGCAUUCUUUCUUACCUGCUGUUCAAUUGGGGAUGGGUGCUGCUGAAAGCUUGUCCCCACUAUUUGAAAAAAUUCCUUGUGCGUUUGCCGGGAAAGCCUCUUAGUCAGCACUGAUAGCAGUGGUGAAGGCAUUGCUGUUCACCUUCCAGAAGCUCUAUUUCUCACGACUGUGCUUGGGAGAACUCCUCCCUUGAGACACCUAAAAGGCCUAGGGCAAGCAGAUAUAGCAGAGGUGUUGGUGAGAGGCCGUCAGGAGGGGUUGGUCAAAGCAUCCAUGGUGUUUUAGGUGAACCUGAGGCGUUCCUGUGCAAGAAGGAAGCACAUGGCAAAUAAUAGGACUGCAAGGAAGUAGAUGCCCAGCAUCAGCUCAUCUGGGAAUUUGCUGAGCUGAGACAAUUUAACCCACUGGAUGCAACCCAUUUUUUAUGAUGGGGAUCUAGUAUUAAGGGAUUUAUUUUCUUUGCAGUGGAUGGUGGAAUUGGGGGGAAUGACAUUUAGGAAACUUUACUUUAAAGCAUGGCUUGUGCAAUGCAAAGCCUUUAUAUCUCCUUCAGAUGGACUUGGUCAAGCCUUGUCAUGCUGUAGAUUAAUAGUUUUUUUUUUGUAAGCCCUCACUUCACCCUGUCCCACUCUCCCCUGGUCUGCUCUCCUAGCUUCGUGUGACGGGACUGUCCUGUGAACAAAACUUUGGGAACCUCUGCCUUUAAAAACUAAACACCAUCUCCCAUGGCCUGGGGCAAAUUAUAGAGAAGGUGGAGUGGUUUGGUGGUAGCCUAGUUUAUCUUCAAUUUAAUGAAGACUGUAAGCCCCUCCAUUAAUGAGGGUUUUCCUCAUAUAAUGGAGGAGGGAUGAACGGCACAAGCAAAAUGAUGGAUUUCCUGGAGGAACCUCUUCCUGGUGUGGGGACCUACGAAGAUUUUAACACUAUAGAUUGGGUGCGAGAGAAGUCCAGGGACCGGGACAGGCACAGAGAGAUUACCAGUAGAAGUAAAGAGUCAACAUGGGCCCUGAUACACAGUGUGAGUGACGCUUUUUCUGGCUGGUUGUUGAUGCUUCUCAUAGGAUUGUUAGCAGGUUCCUUAGCUGGUCUGAUAGACAUUUCUGCCCACUGGAUGACAGAUCUGAAAGAAGGAGUGUGUCUGGCAGGCUUCUGGUUUAACCAUGAGCACUGCUGUUGGAAAUCUAACACAACGUUUACAGACAGAGACAAGUGUCCAGAGUGGAAGAGCUGGUCGCAGCUUAUUAUUGGCCAUGGGGAGGGGGCAUUUGCAUAUAUUCUCAACUACUUCAUGUACGUUAUCUGGGCCUUGUUAUUCUCCCUUCUUGCUGUGUUACUUGUAAAGGGGUUUGCUCCUUACGCCUGUGGCUCAGGAAUCCCAGAGAUCAAAACUAUCUUAAGUGGUUUCAUCAUUAGAGGCUACCUGGGCAAAUGGACGCUGAUCAUCAAAACUGUCACCUUAGUGUUGGCGGUGUCCUCUGGCCUCAGCCUGGGAAAAGAGGGCCCCCUGGUGCACGUCGCAUGCUGCUGUGGGAACAUCUUGUGUCAUCUCUUCACCAAAUACAGGAAAAAUGAAGCGAAGCGCAGAGAGGUUUUAUCAGCGGCUGCCGCUGCUGGCGUGUCUGUAGCUUUUGGUGCACCGAUUGGAGGAGUGCUCUUUAGCCUGGAAGAGGUCAGUUAUUAUUUUCCUCUUAAGACACUGUGGCGCUCUUUCUUUGCUGCUCUGGUAGCUGCAUUUACUCUGCGCUCCAUUAACCCUUUUGGGAACAGCCGGCUGGUUCUCUUCUAUGUGGAGUUUCACAUGCCAUGGCAUCUUCUGGAGCUUAUACCAUUCAUCCUUCUGGGAAUAUUUGGUGGGCUUUGGGGAGCUUUCUUCAUUCGCAGCAACAUCGCCUGGUGCAGGCGGCGUAAGACAACCAGACUUGGCAGAUACCCAGUGCUGGAGGUGUUUGUAGUGACUGCAAUCACAGCUGUUCUGGCCUUCCCCAAUGAAUACACCAGAAUGAGCACCAGUGAGCUGAUUUCUGAACUAUUCAAUGACUGUGGGAUUUUGGAUUCUUCCAAGCUCUGUGAGUAUGUGAAUGAUUUCAACAGCACCAAAGGGGAUGACCUGCCAGACCGAGCUGCUGGCCCAGGAGUUUACACAGCCAUGUGGCAGCUGGCUUUGGCCCUUAUAAUGAAAGUCUUCAUCACAAUCUUCACAUUUGGCAUGAAGGUCCCUUCAGGUCUCUUCAUCCCCAGCAUGGCAGUUGGUGCUAUAGCAGGCAGAUUGCUAGGAGUAGGAAUGGAGCAGCUGGCUUUUUACCACCACGACUGGGUCAUCUUCAGUGGCUGGUGCAGCCAAGGGGCUGACUGUAUCACUCCUGGCCUGUAUGCAAUGGUUGGGGCUGCAGCAUGUCUAGGUGGGGUGACCCGAAUGACUGUGUCGCUGGUGGUCAUUAUGUUUGAGCUCACUGGUGGCCUGGAAUACAUAGUUCCUCUGAUGGCAGCAGCCAUGACCAGCAAGUGGGUGGCAGAUGCCAUUGGGCGGGAAGGCAUUUACGAUGCUCAUAUUCGUCUCAAUGGCUACCCCUUCUUGGAAGCCAAGGAAGAGUUCUCACACAAGACACUUGCGAUGGAUGUAAUGAGGCCACGGAGGAACGAUCCUCCUCUGACUGUCAUCACUCAGGACAGCAUGACAGUAGAAGAUGUUGAGGCCAUAAUCAAUGAAACAACAUACAGUGGCUACCCUGUGGUGGUGUCACGGGAGUCCCAAAGGCUUGUUGGAUUUGUCCUCAGGAGAGACCUCAUCAUUUCAAUCGACAAUGCCCGGAAGAAGCAGGAUGGGAUUGUGAGCACUUCAAUUAUUUAUUUCACUGACCACUCUCCUCCACUGCCUCCGAGCUCCCCGUCCAUGCUCAAACUCAGGAGCAUCUUGGACCUCAGUCCUUUCACAGUGACAGACCAAACGCCCAUGGAAAUUGUUGUGGAUAUAUUCCGCAAGCUCGGAUUGCGUCAGUGCCUGGUCACUCACAAUGGGAAGCUACUUGGGAUCAUUACCAAAAAGGACGUAUUAAAGCACAUUGCACAGCUGGCUAACCAGGACCCAGAUUCUAUACUCUUCAAUUAAAGGCAGACUAAUAGGUAUUGUGUGUUUGACACAGAAAAAACUUUAUAGUAAAGAUCCUGGAUAUUCUUUCCUAUUUUUAUUGAGACCUUGGAACUGUUUUUGGCAUUUCCUUCUAUGGAGCUGAAGAUUUUUGUUAUUUGUUUUUUUUCCUACAGGAUAACCAAUUGCACUACAUAAUCUGUGGAAAUUAAUCUUCUCUUUAGAAGAAAAAAGACUUUAUUUACAUUGCUUUUGUGAAGUUGCAUUGGAAAGAUUCCAUGAAGGAGUAAAAGCAAAAUGCUACAGAUUUAUAUCUCUUUUUAUUUUAUUUGAAUUAUUGUAACUAAUGUGGGGAAGGAAAGACAAGGACCCAGUUCUGUGUCUUCAGAAGCUUUGAAGGAGAAGGAUGAUUUUGCAUGCAGUGUUCAGGUGGUGGCAGAAAGAUACAAUUAUAACUCAGGGGCAGUAUAUUCCCGGUUAGCCACUUAGUCCUUCUGCGGUCAAACAGAAGGACAGAGAAAAAAGAAAAAAAAAGAAAACGAAACACCAAAUUGUAAGAUAGCUCUGUAACUGACCCGAUAUAAGAGCUCAACUCCUUAGUUAUCAGCAUCGGCUAGCUGAGGACGUUUUAGUGAAAGAAGGACAACAAACAAACAAAUAGCCCGAAGAGCAGAUCUGCUCAAAACUGGACUCAGUUUCUGACUGGGAAGAAGCUUAUUUUGGUUACUCUUUUGUGAAUGUAUUUAAUUUCACUCUGUGGCUUGCUUGCUAGGAGAAUCUAAAGGAGGAGGCAAGAGGAGUUAAUGGUUGUGUUCUUGCAUUUUUCCUUUCUUAGGAGGACAAAGCCUUAGGAAGAUAUCUGAUUUCUCUUGAGCCUGUAAGUGAAAUGGCAAAGGCCGAGUCUGAAGUUAUUGCCCUGGCUUUACUGCACUUCCAGCCAAUCCCUGAUCACAUUAGAUAUUGCACAACUUACCUCUUCCUUAAUCAGCAGCAUCUUAUGUUGUUGAGGAUGUCUUAGAGGAGGCUUCUGUACCCAGGAUGUUUACAUGAAUACACAUUCUGUUCCCUACUCCUCUCCCUAGUCCUGUACCAAACUCAGGCUCAAAUCCUGACUCUAGGAUUGAGAACACUGCCACUUUAUGUAUGUUCACCACUUGGUGUCUCUCCUUUUACCAACAACUAUGCAAUAAAAAUCCUUUCUGACCACUGUCAGCAAAACAGCUUGUCCCUCAGUUGUUCCAUUCCAAGUCUGUGCUUUUCAAAUCCCCCUCCCAGAUUUUAUCAAAUUAUUUUUCUGUUAAUGAAAACUGAAAUUUUGAAAGUAUAUAAAUGCAUUUGGAGGCCAGUGUUAUUUAUCAUGGCUUCCAUCUAGAGCAGACUUUAUUUCACUGUAUGUGACUGAGGAUUGUUACUGGAAACAGAGCUUCCAUUUGUCUCUGGCUCACCCGUGGGCAUUGAGAAGGGAGCCUGGAGCUGACUGUCCACGUGAAGGGAGCCAAGCUCUCAUUGAGUGAUGGCCAAGAAUUAAGGAGUCUGAGAAAUGAGUAGGGGCUCUUAAUCUGCUUCCUGAUGGACAAACCUCUGGCUGGUAAACACAUGUUGCACUUUGCACAAGCAUGCCUCUCUGGCAGUCUUGACUGAAGAGGCCACAGCGACUGAACUUCCCUUGUCCCUGGCUGAGGUACCCUCAGAAUAAGGUUGAGGCAUCACUGGCAGAAAGUGAUAAGGUGUCAGCCUGAGACUGCUACCCCUACCCAUGAUACACCUGUUCUGUGGGUAAAUGGGACUCCUGCCUAGAGCUGACAGGAAAUGUUGCCAAUCUUAAAAACUCUUGAGUAUAAAUAAACUCUUCAUCUGUACUUUGAACAGAAGUCAGCUUAUUUUUUCAAAGCCAUCCAACAACAGGUAUCUGUCACCACUGCUUUAAUGCUGCAGUGAGGUGAUGUCUGCCACUUGAAUUAUUGUACGGUUGAAAGUGGAUUUAGACCAAAAAUGUUACUACUGGAUCAGAUAUCUUCUAAGAAAAUAAAUGCCUUGACUUUGUCUGUGA
Molecule: messenger RNA, 7653 nt
Organism: Struthio camelus australis
Lineage: Eukaryota; Metazoa; Chordata; Aves; Struthioniformes; Struthionidae
Product: H(+)/Cl(-) exchange transporter 5
Biological process (GO): chloride transport; transmembrane transport
Cellular component (GO): plasma membrane; synaptic vesicle; early endosome
Molecular function (GO): voltage-gated chloride channel activity
Source: RefSeq, a predicted model, not a curated record